This is a messenger RNA of Cylindrotheca closterium, 558 nucleotides long. NCBI's taxonomy places the organism in Eukaryota, Bacillariophyta, Bacillariophyceae, Bacillariales, Bacillariaceae. The record is from the annotation of a GenBank genome assembly.
AUGGGAAAUCUCCUCACGCCACGCCGCCGGGAUUCCUACUCCCAAUCUGGCAGUGCACGCACACCCCACUCCCUACACGACCCAAUGCCUAACCAAAUAGGAGCAUGGAUCAAAACGGAGAGGGGAGUUCGACGACUCAUGAAGGAAGAAGUUGCACGGGGACUGGGCAUCCCCAAAGGCUGCAAAACUGAACUGUCACACAAGAGCCUCCAACGAACUACAUCACUUUUCCAUUGGGAAUACCUUUUUUUCUUGCUACAACAUUUGUUCAGCCACCCAACACAUACACCCGGAAAAACGACACAGGGACCAAAGACCGGGAACCACUUGUCCGGGGCAACCACCACACUUGACAAUGAUGUGUUCAAUUGGCAUCCCCCAAAUCUUUCCUCGGGUAGCCCCUGGCACACACUACGACUUGCCAACCUCCGCUGGGCCGCUGACCAUUAUCCAGAACCAGACAACAUCUACUGGGAUGCCGCCCAACGACUAGCCGUCCACCGGAACAACUACAACUCAGAGGGACCGGACCCCAAACGACUUCAACUUUCAUGGUGA